CACUUUUUAGCUUCCACAUGUGACUGAGAACAUGCAGUGUUUAACUUUCUGUUCUUGGCUUAUUUCAUUUUUUAUAAUUCCUCCAGUUCCAUCCAUAUUGCUGAGAAUUACAGGAUUUCAUUCUUUUUUAUGGCUGAACAGUAUUCCAUUGUGUGUAUAUACGAAAUUUUCUUUAUCCAUUUAUCUGUUGUUGGAUACCUAAUAACUGUCUUUUUCUGAAAAAGCCAGCUCUCUCCUUUAUGACCCAUAUUUCCCCAUGUUAGUAACUUAUUUGCCAUUUUUUUUUUUUUUUUUGAGACAGCAGGAUCUUGCUCUGUCACCCAGGCUGGAGUGCAGUGGCAUGAUCUCAAUGCAGCCUCUAACUCCCGGGCUCAGGUGAUCCUCCCAGUCAGCCUCCCGAGUAGCUGGGAUUACAGGCUCGUGCCAUCUUGCCUGGCUAAUUUUUGUAUUUUUUGUAGAGACAGGAUUUCAUCAUGCUGCCCAGGCCACUCUCAAACUCCUGGGAUCAAGGGAUUGGACCACCUCAGCCUCCCAAAGUGUUGGGAUUACAGGCGUGAGCAACUGUGCCUAGCUUGUCUGCCUUUUUAAGACAAAUAAUGGAAUUCUUCAUUUUCUGCCAAGCUCAUUUUUGGUGCUCUGUUGCCACUACUAUUUAUUGAGUACCUACUAUGUGCCAGGUACAUAAGUACUUGUAUCAUAGUGAGAAUAAGACAGACCAAAUCCAUGCUAUUAUAAUGCUGCUCAAGUUCUGAGGAGGUGAACAGACAAGAAGCAAAUAAUCAGAUGAAAAUAUGGUGUAAUGCUCUGGAUGGUGAGUCUCACGAAGAAGAACAAUGCAGGAGUGGCUUUGAAUGAAUGAGAUCGAGGGGCCUGGAGGGACUUCCCCCACCUCCCCUAUCAGAAAGCCCGGCCUCGGACCACUUCUCCUCCUCACCAUCUGGGGGCGCUGCCGCGCUCCCCAAGCCUUGUGGAAUUUCGAAAAUGUGCGCCAGGGCGACACCUCUUGAUGCAUUAAACUGAAGAAAAGAUGUCCCUGUACGAUGACCUAGGAGUGGAGACCAGUGACUCAAAAACAGAAGGCUGGUCCAAAAACUUCAAACUUCUGCAGUCUCAGCUUCAGGUGAAGAAGGCAGCUCUCACUCAGGCAAAGAGCCAAAGGACGAAACAAAGUACAGUCCUCGCCCCAGUCAUUGACCUGAAGCGAGGUGGCUCCUCAGAUGACCGGCAAAUUGUGGACACUCCACCGCAUGUAGCAGCUGGGCUGAAGGAUCCUGUUCCCAGUGGGUUUUCUGCAGGGGAAGUUCUGAUUCCCUUAGCUGACGAAUAUGACCCUAUGUUUCCUAAUGAUUAUGAGAAAGUAGUGAAGCGCCAAAGAGAGGAACGACAGAGACAGCGGGAGCUGGAAAGACAAAAGGAAAUAGAAGAAAGGGAAAAAAGGCGUAAAGACAGACAUGAAGCAAGUGGGUUUGCAAGGAGACCAGAUCCAGAUUCUGAUGAAGAUGAAGAUUAUGAGCGAGAGAGGAGGAAAAGAAGUAUGGGCGGAGCUGCCAUUGCCCCACCCACUUCUCUGGUAGAGAAAGACAAAGAGUUACCCCGAGAUUUUCCUUAUGAAGAGGACUCAAGACCUCGAUCACAGUCUUCCAAAGCAGCCAUUCCUCCCCCAGUGUACGAGGAACAAGACAGACCGAGAUCUCCAACCGGACCUAGCAACUCCUUCCUCGCUAACAUGGGGGGCACGGUGGCGCACAAGAUCAUGCAGAAGUACGGCUUCCGGGAGGGCCAGGGUCUGGGGAAGCAUGAGCAGGGCCUGAGCACUGCCUUGUCAGUGGAGAAGACCAGCAAGCGUGGCGGCAAGAUCAUCGUGGGCGACGCCACAGAGAAAGAUGCAUCCAAGAAGUCAGAUUCAAAUCCGCUGACUGAAAUACUUAAGUGUCCUACUAAAGUGGUCUUACUAAGGAACAUGGUUGGUGCGGGAGAGGUGGAUGAAGACUUGGAAGUUGAAACCAAGGAAGAAUGUGAAAAAUAUGGCAAAGUUGGAAAAUGUGUGAUAUUUGAAAUUCCUGGUGCCCCUGAUGAUGAAGCAGUACGGAUAUUUUUAGAAUUUGAGAGAGUUGAAUCAGCAAUUAAAGCGGUUGUUGACUUGAAUGGGAGGUAUUUUGGUGGACGGGUGGUAAAAGCAUGUUUCUACAAUUUGGACAAAUUCAGGGUCUUGGAUUUGGCAGAACAAGUUUGAUUUUAAGAACUAGAGCACGAGUCAUCUCCGGUGAUCCUUAAAUGAACUGCAGGCUGAGAAAAGAAGGAAAAAGGUCACAGCCUCCAUGGCUGUUGCAUACCAAGACUCUUGGAAGGACUUCUAAGAUAUAUGUUGAUUGAUCCCUUUUUUAUUUUGUGGUUUUUUAAUAUAGUAUAAAAAUCCUUUUAAAAAAACAACAAUCUGUGUGCCUCUCUGGUUGUUUCUCUUUUUUAUUAUUACUCCUGAGUUGAUGAUGUUUUUUGUUAGAUUUCAUGGUAAUUCUCAAGUGCUUCAAUGAUGCAGCAUUUCUUGCACUAAAAAAAAAAAAAAAAA
Molecule: messenger RNA, 2566 nt
Organism: Pan troglodytes (chimpanzee)
Lineage: Eukaryota; Metazoa; Chordata; Mammalia; Primates; Hominidae
Gene: RBM17
Product: RNA binding motif protein 17
Biological process (GO): mRNA cis splicing, via spliceosome; alternative mRNA splicing, via spliceosome
Cellular component (GO): precatalytic spliceosome
Molecular function (GO): RNA binding
Source: RefSeq, marked provisional